AUGGCCCGCCGUGACGAGAGCCAUGAAGAUUCGAUUUUUUCCGAAGAGGAAGGGUCAAUAAGUGGUGAGAGUGCUGUCUCUGAGUCGUCGUCUGUGGCCACAAACGACGCUCGAGGAGCGAAACGCACAAGAAGUGCGUCAAGAGAGCACUCAACCUCGCCAACCCCGUCAUCGUCCAAUGAGAAACCCAAUCAACCAAAAAAGCGGCGAGCGGCCACGAAACCCCGAAACCCCAAAAAGCUGGCUGUGGCUCCCUGGAAUUGGCAAAGAAGAGCUGUCACUUCGGACCGAAUGGGCCGCCUAAAUUACAAGGGCGCCAUAGUCGCUGACGACGCCCUUUCGAUCGGUUUCGCCGACAAAUCUACGUUAAGGUCUGGCAAUUUCGUCUACGUUAUGGCAGAACCCCUAGGGGAACCGUAUUAUAUUGGUCGCAUUAUGGAAUUCGUGAAAAUCUCAGACCCCGCGAAACCCGAUUCCGACAACGCAAGUGAUUUGUACCAGGUCCGUCUCAACUGGCUCUAUCGGCCAGCGGAUCUGCACAAAUCUGCAAAAAAUACCCGCGAGCUCUUCCUCACUAUGCAUGCUGACCUCUGCCCCUUGGCCAGUGUGCGUGGGAAAUGCGUCGUGAAACACCGGGCUGAGAUCGGCUCCACUGCAGAAUUUGCCAACUAUAUCAAGGUUCCAAACAGCUUUUGGUUCGACCGCUUGUGGGAUAGAUACAUUGAGCGUUUUUUCGAUGUGGUUCCAAGUAAAAAUCUCGUCAGUUUACCCUCUGAUCUUCGAGAGAUCCUGAGCUCUCGUUAUCAGUACGUGGUUUUGGAGCCGAGCAAAACUAAAGAGCUCACUUCUGGGAUCAGUCAAGAGUGCAAAACGUGUUGUGAGUGGGCAACUGAUGAAGAUUCUGUCACUUGUGCUCGCUGCGAUUCAACUUACCACAUGGCCUGUCUCGAUCCACCAUUGACAUACAAGCCUCCCCGUGGGUUUGGCUGGUCAUGUGCUGAAUGUACUCAAGCAGUUGAAGAAAGGUUCAGAGAUCGUCAAAUAGUUGGCAAUGCAGUAAAGUCGCCAACAGAAUCGAGCGAGCAGCAUACUGUUGAGUCCAGCAUCGCUGAAGCAGACUCCUCCGAUGCUGCGCCCGUUCCAACAUACAUCAAAAUCGCUAAUGCGAUUGCAAAGCAUGUCGAUGAGUCGAAAAAUUCCCGUCAAGAAGCGUUUUGGAGUUUCCGCUACCUUGGUAUUCACGCUAGCAUCGAAGACGCUUUUGAUGCUGAUGAUCGAAUCCACCCAAGGGCAGCUUCCAGAAUUGGAUAUAAGCACCAGGCUUUGAUUAAACAGUGGCCUGGGCGUCCCGUUAUUUAUUACAAGAGGCAAAUUCGCGAAGGUCGUAUGCGAGGGGGGCGCAGAGGAGGUCGAAAACCAACAAAAAAGGAUCAAAGCCCGCCAGGCCUUGACACGAGUUUACCUUGGGUUCAGGAGAUGCCUAAAGGUUAUUUAGAACGUGGCUCAGAUGCAACAUCAACGUUAAUGUGGGCUCCGGACGUCAGAAACCCCGACUCCUUCCUCGAAAAAACCAAAGUAUACGCGGAAAAGCUUUCGUUGCACCCGACGUCUCCCAAUUUCCUGGACGCUUGUCUUAAAGCUUUCCAUGAUUCAGCAGGUGAUGAAGCACGGGCAUUGAGGAUAGUCGCGACAUUUACUCGAAAAUCCCUGAAAGAACCUACUUUCUCUGACGAAGAAGUUGAGCGUUUCGAAGAAGCAGUCGAGCAGUAUGGAAGCGAACUGCACGAUGUCUACAAACAUGUUGGUACUCAAUCCUCAGCGGACAUCGUCAGGUUCUAUUACAUGUGGAAGAAGACGCCGGGAGGGCAUCGAGUUUGGGAUAAUUGUCAAGCUCGCUUGUCCCGUCGCAAAACAUCAAAGCUCAAUACAGAGUUCAUAUCCAGUAUUGCCGACACCGCUGACCCUGACAUCACUUUUAGCAGUGAAAAGAUCAAAAAGCUGCAAAAAGCUGUGGAAUGCAAGCAUUGUCACACCAGGGUUUCCAGAAAAUGGAAACGAGCUUCUGGUCGCCUGCCCACUGAAAAUGAUGAUCCUAUCGAGGCAUUGUGUCUGAGAUGUGCACGACUCUGGUACAGGUAUGGUAUUGUUUGGCAGGACCCACAGACUGUACUGGAAAUUUUGUCUAGUAAGGGGGCCGCAAAAGAUAUGCUUGAACCUGAGCUUAUAGAGGACAGUAAAUCUAUUGUGGCAGAGAGGGAAAGAGGUGAGCGACUAUUGAAACGGGAAGAAGCCCAAGCUCGAAAAUCUAAAAAUGAUGGAAAUUCAGAUGAUGAUGUGCUUUUGAGCCCAAAUGAAACUUCAGGCUCUGAGGCCGAAACUAAAGUUGAGGCAUCUGAAGCUGCAAAUGAGCUUGAAAGCGAAUCCCCUGACGAGGAGAGUGAAGAGAUUGAGGAUGACGAAGAGGAUGAUGUGGAUGAGAGCAUUCAAAAUUCGUAUUGUGUCAUCUGUUGCCAGCGUGACCCUUAUAUGACAUGUGUUCAAUGCAUGCAAUGCAACAUUAUUGUCCACCGUGAUUGCUACAGUGUGGAAGAAGACACUAUGGCCUCGCAUUGGCUGUGUGACCCAUGCAGCAAUAAUGUGAACACUGUGUCUAGCAUCAAUUACCAAUGUGCUCUAUGUCCCUGCGAAUCUGUCAGUUAUAUUCAAUGGAUCCAGGGUGAAAGUCAGGGCAAUCCAGAUAUUCUUCGGUUUGCAGAGUUUGGUCGCUGGGUUCAUCAACGGUGUGCUGUCUGGGAUCCACAUGUUACUUUUGGCAUUCGUGACAAACGAGUGGUUGUAAACGGAGUUCUAGAGGCCUUGGAAGUGAAAAAAGAGGCUAGCUGUUCUAUUUGUUCUUCGGAUAUUCCUGCAAACUGCUGUUGUGAUACAUGCUUGAAACAGUUGCAUGCUGGUUGUGCCGGAUCCAAGGGCUAUGCUAUGGGUUUCAAAAUUAAUACCCAACCAGCGGAAGGGCAGGUCUCGGUUCAGUUCAACGGUGUAAUUGGUGUUUUGGAAAAUCGUAUUCGAUGUUCGGAUCACGCGGUGGACGACCUCAUCCCCAUGUCGGAGGUUGAUGAAGUCACAGGUCUGUCAAUCUUACAGCUAUUUAUCGAACGAUAUCUUCACUCUGAGCGGGAUUACGGUGCGUCAGAUAGAGCGCAGCUUGUUAAUAAACGAAGACCUGCCCACGAAGAAAACCUGUUGGCUGUGCCGGCAAAUGCAGCCAUUUCCCCCCUCAAUCGGCCAUUACUGGUUAAUAAAACAUCUUGUGCUACUUGUGGCAUGUCUGGCGCAGUUUUUUGGUAUAAUAUUACGCCAAGAGAGACUGCAGACACCAUCCAGCUGCAAUGCCCUAGAUGCUUCGCUGGCGAGUCAACGUUACGAGAGGAGGCUUCAGCACCACUGUCUACCAUCGCACAAUUGUCUACUGCUCAAAUGGAGCAUAUCGUUAGUGGAUAUAUUCAGUAA
This is a messenger RNA of Wickerhamiella sorbophila, 3507 nucleotides long. Its product is annotated as E3 ubiquitin-protein ligase SNT2. Gene Ontology annotation, molecular function: ubiquitin-protein transferase activity; chromatin binding. Gene Ontology annotation, biological process: histone catabolic process. Gene Ontology annotation, cellular component: Lid2 complex. The coding region runs from base 1 to 3507 and encodes 1168 amino acids. The record is from RefSeq and is a predicted model, not a curated record. Lineage: Eukaryota; Fungi; Ascomycota; Dipodascomycetes; Dipodascales; Trichomonascaceae. The transcript has a single exon.